CUGGCUAGACGUCACCGCUGAAAUACAUCCGUUUGUUCCUCGCUUGUUUGUGCUCGAAUUCAUCACCGGGGCGAGAAGAAAAAGACGCAGAAUGUUAAUUGUCGAUUUUAGACUUUAAAACUCCUUGUCCCCGCGUGGGUUAAGCCACUCUUUGUUAGGAAGUUUGAAUGCCGAGCGGGAGUGCGCCACUUUUCCAUCGGAGUUUAGUUGAAAAGUUGUCAUUCGUUUUUAUUUACGCGUAUUGCUUUGACAAAUUGCUUAAUUGAGUGAAAAGCACUCUCCUUGCGAGUCUGGUAUUUGUUUAAUUGUGUCACAGAACCACUCGAAGUCGUGUUUUGGAGGCUGACCUCAUUGUUGGAAGUUUGUUCACCGCGUGUCGUCCACACACAAAAGAACACAACUUUUAAAUCGUGUAACGUUUACGGGCACCGUGUCAAAUUGAGUUUUUAUGUGUUUACUGGCUAUUCCUGAUUAUUUUGGGUCUUAGGAGCCAGGAAGGGGGUUUAGAAGUUUUGCUUGUAAGGCGUACAAAGAAAGGCAAGCAGCCCCAGAUUCUUUUGUUUAGUCUGGAGACGCUGAUUUGCAACAGGUCUCCCCUCCCCCUCCUCCACCACUACCACCACCAUCUCCCCGGCCCACGUAAUUACCUCAUCCUGUUGGCUGCUCCACACUUUUCCCAAUAGAGUCACGGCCUGCUCAGUUUGGCUUUAUGGAGGUUAUUUGUCUGUUAAAUAGAGCCCCCCAAAAGUCUCACUUCCGGCAAAAGGUGAACUCACGUGGCCAGGAGCCAUUUAAAAACAAGAAACACGGAAAUGCACUUAGUUAACGAACUCCAAGAUGGCGGACGUUUGACCCAUAUCUGUCAAACAUUUAAUCACAAUUUCCUCACUACCUGGGUGGAAAUUAUUUACUUGGUGGAUAAAAAGUAGAAUACUGGUCAUUUCUAGUUUAUUCACAGCGCUUUGAGGCCUGAGAAACUUGCAGUCAAAUUGAGGUUUGAUGAUGCUGUCGGGGAGCGAGACGGACGACGACGAUGGCGUCGACACGCCUCUGGACUUGUCGUCCAGUGGCGGAGGUGCCGGUAAAAGAAAGCGGCGUGGUAAUCUGCCCAAAGAAUCGGUGCAGAUCCUCAGGGACUGGCUGUACGAGCACCGCUACAACGCGUACCCCUCAGAGCAGGAGAAAGCACUCCUCUCGAAACAGACGCAGCUUUCCACACUGCAGGUGUGCAAUUGGUUCAUCAACGCACGGCGACGACUCCUCCCUGAAAUGUUACGGAAAGACGGCAAGGACCCCAACCAGUUCACCAUCUCCAGGAAGUGCGGCAAGGCAGCCGACAGCUUCUCUGACAGUUCCCAGUCGCCCAAACACAGCAGCGGCAGCAGCCCGGCUAGGGGCGCCCACGAUGAUGGCGGCUACGAUAAACGGGUCCUACACCCUUCCUGCUUUGAACCCGCCACGCCUGGCGUCCUGAGGAAGGCAGUGUCGCCCUCAUCCUCUGUGACCUCUCCCACCUGCACGUCCCCCACAUCGGGCACCCUGCCCACCCGGCCGUCUGUCAUCUGUCACACCACUGUCGCCAGCCCGACCGCUCUGCAACCGUCGCCACUGAACUCUGACAAGGCGACCGAGCGGCUGCAGGCGGCGCAGGCACUUCUCAGGUGUCUGGAUAAAGGGGCGGGCGCCCAUCUCACCGCCGGUGCUACCACAACCAUCCUGGAGGGAAACCUGAGCCCCCGCAGCGGGCUCUUCAACACCCCUCCCCCGACCCCACCGGACCUCACACAGGACUUCAGUGGCUUCCAGCUUCUGGUGGACGUCGCCCUGAAGAGGGCCGCCGAGAUGGAGCUGCAGGCUAAACAGUUAGUCUCCUAAAAAUUCACAAACUGAAAACAACCCCAUCAUCAUUUCUAUCUUUUCUAAACCAAUCAAAUUGUUUUUGUUUUGUUAUUGAAAAACAACAGUAUCACGGUGCCUUGGCUCUAAAAUGUUUCUUCAUUUCAUAUUUGUAUUGACAUGUAUCUUAUUUGCACCCCGGGGACCAAAAAUAUGGGACAAAUGCUACCUGUCUUACGUCUUUCAUCCAAACACAUUUCAGGUCCUGAUGGAUUUCAGUGUCUUAACUUUUUUGUUUUUUUGCUCUUGGCAUCAACGUAUUCACUACUGUAGUUAAUGUUACAUUAUAGUUUGUCAUUUAGCGGUUUUAAAAUGUUCUUUUCUUGUUUUUACUCCUUCAUUGCCCACAUAAGGGACAUAUUCCAGAUGAAAAAUGUAGCAGGUUGGGCCAGUGGACUGGAUGAUGACACACUACGCGUUUCUUCACGUCGUUUUUAUUUUCUAUUAACAAAGCCCAGAAGAAACAUUCAUGUACAAUAGGACCACGUGUAUAGUUAAUGUGACGACAUGACACCCUCUGAUGUGAUUUCUUUUUCAUACUGUGCAAUGUUUGUGGCGAGCGAGAGGUCAUGCGGGAUUCAAAUAAAGUUCUGUUUUUUCUACA
Corythoichthys intestinalis (scribbled pipefish) is the source of this 2500-nucleotide messenger RNA. RefSeq names its product TGFB-induced factor homeobox 1 (gene tgif1). Gene Ontology annotation, biological process: negative regulation of transcription by RNA polymerase II. Gene Ontology annotation, molecular function: RNA polymerase II cis-regulatory region sequence-specific DNA binding; DNA-binding transcription repressor activity, RNA polymerase II-specific. Bases 1000 to 1875 code for a protein of 291 amino acids. The transcript is spliced from 3 exons. The record is from RefSeq and is a predicted model, not a curated record. Lineage: Eukaryota; Metazoa; Chordata; Actinopteri; Syngnathiformes; Syngnathidae.